Moesziomyces aphidis is the source of this 1635-nucleotide messenger RNA. The record is from the annotation of a GenBank genome assembly. NCBI's taxonomy places the organism in Eukaryota, Fungi, Basidiomycota, Ustilaginomycetes, Ustilaginales, Ustilaginaceae.
AUGGCCGCCGAACUGAAGCAAAGGUCGACGACCGCCACCAAGGAUGCGCAGGCCGCUCCCAAGGAGGAGUUCGCCGACGCCAACAUCCCUGACGACUACGUCUCUCGAGUGCUCGCCACCGAGAAGCCUCUCCCCCCCGUUCAGCUCAAGAACAUUCUCGGCGAGAUCCAGUGGGUCUCGUUCCUGGCUCUCACCAUCACGCCCAUCCUCGCCUUCUACGGCCUCUUCACCACCAGCUGGAACAAGUACACCGCCGCUUGGACUUUCGGUUACUACUUCCUCACUGGUCUCGGCAUCACCGCCGGCUACCACCGUCUUUGGGCCCACCGUGCCUACAACGCAUCGCUCCCGCUCCAGUACUUCCUGGCCUGCAUGGGCUCGGGUGCCGUCCAGGGCUCCAUCCACUGGUGGGCCCGCGGUCACCGCGCUCACCACCGCUACACCGACACCGACCUCGACCCCUACGGAGCCCAUUUCGGUCUCUUCUGGUCGCACCUCGGCUGGAUGCUCAUCAAGCCCCGUCGCAAGCCCGGUGUUGCCGACAUCUCGGACCUGCGCAAGAACCCCGUCAUCAAGUUCCAGCACAAGUUCUACAUCCCCAUGCUCCUCUUCUUCGGCUUCGGUCUUCCGACCCUUGUUGCCGGUCUGGGUUGGGGUGACUGGCGCGGCGGCUUCUUCUUCGCCGGCAUGCUCCGACUUUUCUUCGUGCACCACUCCACCUUCUGCGUCAACUCGCUUGCACACUACCUCGGCGAGGCCACCUUUGACAACAAGAUGACGCCCCGCGACCACUUCUUCACCGCUCUUGUCACUGUCGGCGAGGGCUACCACAACUUCCACCACCAGUUCCCCAUGGACUACCGCAACGCUGUUCAGUGGUACCAGUUCGACCCCACCAAGUGGUUCAUUGGCACCAUGAGCAAGCUCGGUCUCGCCUCGCACCUCAAGACCUUCCCCGACAACGAGGUCAAGAAGGGUCGUCUUGCGAUGCAGCUCCAGAAGGCUCACGAGCUUGGUCAGCAGCUCGAGUGGCCCAAGUCCUCGGCUCACCUCCCCGUCAUCUCUUGGGACGACUUUGUCGAGGAGUCCAAGACUCGCCCCCUCAUUGUUGUCCACGGCUUCAUCCACGACGUCUCGUCCUUCCUCGACGAGCACCCGGGUGGCCGCCACCUGCUCACGGGCAAGAUUGGCAAGGACGCUACCACUGCUUUCCUCGGCGGUGUCUACGACCACUCGAACGCGGCACACAACCUCCUCUCGAUGAUGCGUGUGGGUGUCCUCGACGGCGGUUACCAGCUCGCCAAGGACGAGCUUGCCAAGGCCGAGCGUGAGAACCGCGCCACCGGCACCUCGGCCCACCGCCCUGCCGGCGCUCCCCCCUCGCCCGUCACCUCGGACGACGAGGACUUUGCCGCCCCCGCCACUCCUACCGACGAGACUCCCAUGACCACUACUUCGACCGUGGCAGCUGCCUCUGAGCAGCUCAAGUCGCAGCAGUCGGCGGACGGCGUCAAGUCGAUCAGCGACAAGGCUGCCACCUACGUCACGCCCGGUGAGGCAUACACCAUCGUCAAGCGUGGCGAGCUCCGUGCCAACGCCAAGGUCGAUGGUACCAAGUUUGGUCGCUUCCUCUAA